AUGCAUGUCAGCAGCAAAGAUAAAUCGGCUAACGACGAGUGCGCAAACUGCAAGAAGACAAGGGACAUGGUGGAAACGCUGCUAAAGUGUCCUUGGUGCCGGAAGUUCUUCUACUGCGGGAGUGAAUGCCAGAAAGAGCACUGGCCAGAGCACAGAAACUUCUGUCCUCCUCGUUCAAGUACAUCCAGCAAAGGGGAGAAAUUGGAGCUCAAGGCUAAACCAUUAGAGCAGAAGAUCCUUGAGACAGAGACUGAGGAACAGCGAAGAAUCAGGAGGAGAAAAGAGCUUGCAGAGAACGUGGAUGACGACGAUCUGCCUGAGGGCUGGACCAUGUGUUCCUCUUGUCAGAAUCCAGUGCUCAUCGCCUGGUUGGAAUGUCCUAGCUGCUUCCGUCCCAUCAGUGAAGUUGAAGACGAUAACCCUGUCUCCAACAUUCCUCCUAUACAGCUGGCGGAGAUGAAGAAAUCCGGGCACUACAAACUGGAAGACACCGAAGAGUUGAUGCGAGCGGCAGAGGACAACGACAUUCAGUCUCUCGAGAAUCUGAUCAAGAAAGGAAUCGACGUGAACUUCAAAAGCUCAGAGCUUUACGGGUCCUCUCCACUACAUUACGCCUCCAUCAGAGGAAGCGUUGAAGCGGCUCGCCUUCUCCUCGCUGCAGGAGCGAAAGUGAACAUUGUGAACUCUCAGAAAGAGUCACCUCUCCACUGGGCAUGCGAGGGAGGGAAGAAGGAAAUGGUUGAAUUGCUGGUCGAGCAGGGCGGCGACUGCAAGUUACGAAGCAACUUCGGAGAGACUCCGCUGGACUUUGCUAUCUCCUCCUGCAAUCUUGAGGUGCUGGACGCCUUGAAGAAAGCAGGCGUGAAGGUGGAUGACUGGAUGACUGAGGAUAAGAACAAAGUGUGGGAGGAAGAGGAAGAGGAUGAGGAUGAGGAACAGGGGGAGAAGGAGGACGAGGAUGAGGAUGAGGAUGAGGAACCAUUCUAUUUGUAUGAAAACGUCACCUACAACAAAACCGCUGAAAGAGAGUACAGAAGAGCACGUCUUGAGGAACAAGACAGGAAGUUUAAUGAGGAAAUCACUUCUAUGAAGGAAAAUAUAACACAAGGGUGGAAUGACAAGUUUGGCCUCCAGCAGAAUGAGAUGGCCCAGGAGCAGUCUGAAGAUUUUGGGACGCGAGACAGGGAGGAGCCGCCAUGGGCUGAGCAGCGGCGAAUCAUUCAAGAGAAGAUGGAGAAGGUUCGAAGUGACUUCGAGAAGAAGAUGGAGGAACGGGAUCAGUUCAUCGCUCAGGGGGGAGACGCAGACGACUGGCCCAUCUACAUCCCCACGGAUCAACCUGUGAUGAGUGUCGGACAGGUUGUGGACUGCGAGGAGGAACCGGGCCAAGCUAAACCGGGGAAGGAAGCCGCUGAGAUGAAGGGGAGUUGGGAUACAGUGGAAGGAGAGGAGGCAGAGAGUCUGAUACAGAAGAUGAUCCGAAGGGAGAUGCAAGAGAAGGAAAGGUCUGGUUGA
Molecule: messenger RNA, 1515 nt
Organism: Guillardia theta CCMP2712
Lineage: Eukaryota; Cryptophyceae; Pyrenomonadales; Geminigeraceae
Exons: 13
Coding region: 1-1515 (504 amino acids)
Molecular function (GO): protein binding
Source: RefSeq, a predicted model, not a curated record